GUCCAAUGGAUUUCUGAGGAACAAGAGUCAGCCCGUCAGCUCAUCUAUUUGACUGUGCCGGGCGGGGCCAUAACCAAAAAAGACUGAAAAACCAGAACCGCCAGAAGACGCACGGCACAAUUCCUGGUAGCGGAACAUAGCUGGUCAUAUGACAUGUCCAUGUGACUUAACAAAAACAUAUUGAGAAACCGCCUGCUUGUUGAUGUUACAAGAUGCAGGUAAAGGAAAUGCGGGCAAGCGUUCGUGCUGGCUCGUCGAGGCCAGAAGACCAUGUCUUUUUCAUUUACGACAGAACUGCUUUGAAGAGCGAAUGGGAUGAUCCAGAAACUGCCAUACUGUUUUUCUUGCCUAAUGCCGUGCCAAUUAAAGAUCAAUGCUCUCUAUGUGGACAACUUGUGGGGAUGGUGUCCUUUUUUGAAGGGCUUCUUGUUGUCCCACCAAGGAUAUUCAAACUCAAAAAUGGAAAAUUUGCAAUAAAAUGUGUAGACAAUUUUGUCAUGGCUCUGGGUGGCAAACUAUCAGAUGCUGAUAAUCUGCUUUCUAAGCUAUUGUCAGAUUUGUACAGUGUAUUCCAGUUUUUUCACAAAUCCUUUGAUUCAGUUUUGCAGGAAGAUAAGCCAAUAGAUGAAGUCAAAAGAAGGAUGAUUGAAAUUUGGCAUUGCUAUGUGCCUUUUGUCAGACACUACCGCCAAGACACUCUUGCAUUUUUGGAUACAGUGCAGUAUUUGGAUUUUGGAAAGUAUGGAUUAUUUACAUAUUUAAAGGCAAUGCAAAUACUGGAAGCCUGCCAGCGACGCACACAAGCACUUUGUGGCUGCAUUAUAUCAAAAGAAAAGGUUGUAGCAUCUCAAGUCCAGCCUGAUAUUCUUCGGUUUCUUGCUUUCCUAAGGCCUUCUCAAGAUCACCUUCCCAUUUCUCAUUUAAACAUUGAUGGAGACCUUCCACAAGGUGUCCGAAUAUAUCCAGUAUAUGUCCGAAGAAAAGUGUACGAAGAAAUCUUUGAAACUUCAAAUCGCACGCCAUAUUCGCUUAUGAAGAAUAAAAGGAACCGGAGAAAUUCAUCUGAGAAUGACAUGGAAGCAAGAUCUCUUGAGAGACGGUCAGACCGCGUAGAUGAAUUUUUAAGUAAUAUUUCAAAAUCAAUGUCUCUAGGAAGGAGCCUUGUGGGAAGAUCACCUGAUGAUAAAACGUUGGCAAUGUCAACAACGUUUGGUUUCAAUGAAGACAAAGAUAGUGGGGUUUUAUCUAGGGAUUUGAAUAUUUCAGAAUCAAGCUCAAUCAGUGACCAGACAGAGCUCAGGUCUCGAAAAAGCACAAAUUCGUCUGCCAACAUCGAUUUUUCUACCUAUUCUAACCUAGAAAGUGAUUCGUUGGAUUGGCAUAGCGAAAAAGCAAGGUCGAAUUCCUUCGAUGGAUCCGAAAUUGACGCUAUUUUAGAAAAGAAAUUUGGAGGGAAUCUAGAAGAUCUCAAGGAAAGUGUCCGGAAGUUUAACCUUUGUUAUAAAGAAAACGAUGAUGGAACGGAUAACAGACAGUCUAGGCCUAGCCAAACUUGGUCGUCGCAAGCGGAAUGGACUAGUAAUGAUGACGUCACGCCUGUAGGUGACGACACGACAAUCAAUGCAUUUAAGAGAACUUGUGAAUAUAUUGAAAAAUGUAGCGAAAAAACAAAGAACUAUCAAGCUGAUGACGUCAAAGUUGAUCUAAAUAGUCAGAAAAUGGACUGUAUUUUUAGUAAGAAAGUAGAUAAUGCUUCAGAUAGUAUAAUUCACGAGGAUACAACUAUACGGACAGAUCAAAACGGUACACCUACUGAACUUGGUACUUUGUCAGUCGAUGACACCGAAGUCAACGAGAAUGAAUCAAAUCGUCUUACUGACGUCAAUACGGGCUUGAAUAGCCGCGACAAAGAUAAAAUGUCUGAUGAUUCAUCUAGAUUUUUAGUUUUGGCAGAUUUUGAACAUCAAGAUCGAGAUACCUCUGAAAACUUUGUUAAUGAACAAAAUGAUUUGGAUGGAGAUAUUAAGAAAGUUUUAUCAAAAAGUAGUGACUGCAAAUCAAACGACAUUGAUUCUGAUUCAGCGUCCUUAGCGUCGACUGAUAAUAGUAACCUACAGAGUUCAUGUUCAGGAAUUGUAAACGAAUCGUCUUUAAGCCGAAACCUAUCAUCUGAUAUAGCGUCAAGUUUCGAAGACAAUAAUCGACCAAAACCAGUCUUACACCACAUAGACACAAAGAUAAACGAGCUUGCUUGUAAAGAGUAUGAUAGAAUUAAACCUACAGGAAAUACCGUUUAUUCAUCACAAACGCGGGAACAACGUAAAAACAGUGCAUUUGCUGAUGCUGUUGUACAAAAACUCAAAUCAGAAAAGCUCCGUGAAAACGAGAUUCAUUUAUCAGGAGACGAUGGAUAUUCAAGUAUGGAUAAGGAUCUAGACAGACAGCGAAACGAGGCCACAGAAAAAGAAGUGUCGCAAUCUAGGGAUGAAUCAAAUUCUGGCUGGACUAAAGAAACCUUGCUUGAGGAUAAAGACGAUUUGAUGACGUUGCAUCUUUAUGUCCAAUCAAAUUCAAACACCGUCCUUAUAGUGUUUCUUGAACCUCAGUCAGACUAUGACCAGAAGAUGCUACGCUCUAUAUACGAAAUCGUUGUUGCGCAGUUGGGAGACUUGGAACUUGGCGUCCAACACUUGCUUGAAAACACAGAAGCAAAUAAAUACAGCGAUGAAUUCGUCUACUUAACCUAUAACAGUGAACAAAAGACGCAAGCAGGAAACUGCAUGUUCAUAUCCCAAAGGGAUUACAUAUUUGGCAAUGCAAUGGCAACUUUGCACGCGCAAUUUUCUAACUCAAAGACAAUGGCUGAAGCUACGUUCAGGGAUUACAAGACUGCAGUUUAUGGAAAACGCACGAAUCACCAAGAGACAUACUACCAACCUCGAGGAAAUUAUAAGCCGAUACAGGGAGCACCUACGCCAUAUGAUGGUUCAUGUGUAUUGGAUCGCAGGCUUAAUAGCAAAUUGCGAAAGGACAACGUUGGAAUCAUUUUAUAGUGAUUAGUUAAGGUUCUUCGCAGGUCUUUUCCGGCAGCCAUGGCAAAACUGGAUAGAUAUUUCAAUCAGUUAUGUGUCAUAUAUGUCAAAGAGCUUGGUGACUGGAGUUGUUGCCUGGAGACAAUUUGUGAAUCGUCUGUUAUUGCCUAGGGUCUGUUGCCUCCUUUGCUAAUAUGACGUCCUACAAAUGUGUUUUCUACCUGUGUUUGCUAUAGCUGCCAGGUUUUCACUGGUCCUUGCCAUAAUGCCCAAAUUGCUUAGACUUCUUGAUCCAUCGGCAUAUUUUCCUCUGAGUUAUCAUCUGUGAUAUUUACAUCAUCGUCACCGCUGUAACGCUUAGAAUCGAAGAAGAUAGAAUUAUGUUUUAGAAUUAAAAAUAAAUCAUUAGAUAUUUAGAUUUGAGGUGUUAAGCUAAAUUGUACGUGAUUCUGUUUAACAUUUUUAGAAGUGCCAAAUAAUUUAAAUGGCUUUGAAUGAAUUUUUCACGCAGUGCAUAAUUUGAUCCUGUUUAAAUUUUAAGACAUUUUCACGUGAUCUACAUGUAGUUAUUUGUUUAUUUAGAAUUUAUAGUUUGCAUCUAAGGAAGAAUGUUCUUAUUUCAAGCAAUUAGUUAAUA
Molecule: messenger RNA, 3669 nt
Organism: Rhopilema esculentum
Lineage: Eukaryota; Metazoa; Cnidaria; Scyphozoa; Rhizostomeae; Rhizostomatidae
Biological process (GO): protein targeting; melanosome assembly; vesicle-mediated transport
Cellular component (GO): lysosomal membrane; BLOC-3 complex; cytoplasmic vesicle
Molecular function (GO): small GTPase binding; guanyl-nucleotide exchange factor activity
Source: RefSeq, a predicted model, not a curated record